Sycon ciliatum is the source of this 1778-nucleotide messenger RNA. RefSeq names its product tryptophan--tRNA ligase, cytoplasmic-like. Gene Ontology annotation, molecular function: ATP binding; tryptophan-tRNA ligase activity. Bases 93 to 1331 code for a protein of 412 amino acids. The record is from RefSeq and is a predicted model, not a curated record. Lineage: Eukaryota; Metazoa; Porifera; Calcarea; Leucosolenida; Sycettidae. Gene Ontology annotation, biological process: tryptophanyl-tRNA aminoacylation. The transcript has 9 exons. Gene Ontology annotation, cellular component: cytoplasm.
CAAAUCAAACAAAGAAGUCGGUAGUGUCAGAAACAGCAGUUCAUCAUAAUUAUAAUAGUCCGAGUGAUCUUGGCGAAGAACAGUUGUGGACAAUGGCUGAAGCUACACCACCUGAGGCUGCAGCACCCGCUGCCCCUGCUGCUGAAGCAGAGGAACAGGUCGUGAACCCAUGGGAAGUCAAAACUGGUAGCAAUCAAGGAAUUGAUUACGAUAAACUUAUCAGACAGUUUGGCUCAUCUAAGGUGUCUCCUGAACUACUAGAGCGAUUCGAGAGAUUGACAGGCAAGCCGCCCCAUCGUUUUCUAAGACGUGGUGUCUUUUUCUCUCAUAGGGACCUGUCCAGUAUCCUAGAUGCCUAUGAAAAGAAGGAACCCUUCUACCUGUACACUGGACGUGGUCCGUCUUCGCAGUCCAUGCAUCUUGGACACUUGAUUCCAUUCAUCUUUACUAAAUAUCUUCAGGACGCCUUCAAUGUACCGCUGGUCGUCCAGCUGACAGAUGAUGAGAAGUUCUUGUGGAAAAACCUGACGGCCGAAGAGUGCCACGACUUGGCGUACAAGAAUGCCAAGGACAUUAUUGCGUGUGGUUUCGAUGUCGACAAGACCUUCAUUUUCUCAGACUUUGACUAUAUGGGAUCGUGCCCGGACUUCUACAGAAAUGUUGUCAAGGUGCAGAAAUGUGUCACACUGAAUCAGGCCAGGGCCAUCUUCGGUUUCGCUGACACCGAUUGCAUAGGAAAGGUUUCUUUCCCCGCCAUUCAGGCGGUACCCGCGUUUUCCACAUCGUUCCCAGAUAUUUUCGGUCGCGAAAAGAACGUGAAGAAAGUGAAAUGCCUUAUUCCUUGUGCAAUUGAUCAGGAUCCCUAUUUUAGAAUGACACGUGAUGUUGCACAUCGCCUCGGUCACUGCAAGCCAGCCUUGAUCCACUCCACGUUCUUCCCCGCCCUGCAAGGCUCGCAGACGAAAAUGAGCGCCAGUGAUGGCAACUCGUCUAUUUUCCUCACCGACACGGCCAAGCAGAUCCAGAAGAAGGUCAACAAAGAAGCGUUCUCUGGUGGCCGUGUGUCGGUGGAGGAGCAUCGCAAGUACGGCGGUGACACCACUGUGGAUGUGGCGUACAAGUACCUGACGUUCUUCUUGGAUGAUGACGCCAAGCUGCAGCAAAUCAAGGAGGACUACGAGGCAGGUCGUAUGCUGACUGGCGAGCUGAAGAAGGAGCUGAUUGGUGUUCUGCAAGCCAUGGUCGCCGAGCAUCAGGAGCGCCGCGCAACCGUAACCGACGAGCUGCUAAAGCAGUUCAUGACCCCGCGUCCGCUGUGCCGUGCAGCAUGAUGCAGAUCAGCCGGAUACACUCCCAAGACAAUUCUGACAAUUCUGAGGCAUAUACGAUUCAUACCAACCUAGUGACGGACCAUGUUCUCAUAAAAUACCACCGCAUGUUCAUCUAUAUUACCGCUCGUCUGGCAAUUGCUUUCUCCAGCCAGUGAGUAUCAUACAGAAGGCAUUUGCUACAUGUACAUAUCAGGCAGCUUUAGUUCUGAUUUCCGAAGCAACGCUGCCCUUCGGAUUAUUUAAGAAUACUUUGACUUGCACGCGACCUUCGACUGUGUCAGAAAGGUUUUAUAAUUUUUUUUCUGAUUUCUCGCAGUCCUCUGCUGUUUGUCGCAUACGCAAAUUUAGGCAAUCAUUGGUAUCCAAUACUUUAUCAGGUUCUGUUACAUUGACAUGCACGGAGCAGUGACGAUUGUACAGAUGAAUAACGGAGGUGUACACACAGUA